UUUCCUGCAUCCUGUAAGUGAGGUGCAUGGAGAGCAGAACGCAGCACUAACCCGCAUGUGGAUGUCAUUACGUUAUUAUUGCUACUCGGGCAGAUAACCCUAAUGAUGUUUCUUUUCCUCCUCUUGUUAUCCUGCCUGGGACGUGGCUCGGCCUUCAUUCCAGACGUGAGCUGUCUCAUCAUCAACCUCCAGCACACAGACUGCACGUGGGACCCUGGAAGCAACCCAGAGCUCAAUCUCACCUUCCAGAGCAGGCUGGGUUCCGGAUGGCCCUUCCAUGACUGCCCCCAGUACCUGCAUCAGGGGGGUUACAACGUGGGCUGCAGACUGCCAUAUGAAAGAGCCGAUAGGUUUUCUCCACUGCACACCAGACUGUCUGAUGACAACAAUGUCACAAAGGAACAGACCAUUGAAAUGAAAGAGCGGGUGAAACUCAACCCACCGCUUAACCUCUCUAUGGUGGUGAACAGUACAAACCUGGAGCUCUGGUUAUACUGGAACACCAGCACAAAAAGCACCUGUACGGAGAGUGAAGUGCGCUACAGGAAGGAGGGCGAUCAGUGGCAUUCUGUUUCCACUUCGAUGUCGGCUACAUCGUACAGCUUGCCUCAGAUUUCCCUGAAGCAUCGGUAUGAGCUCCAAGUGAGGAUCCGGGUACCAAAUGCUUGUGGCCAGUCCAUGUUCUGGAGCGACUGGAGUGUACCGAUGUUCUGGGGCAACACAACAGUCACCACCCCCGUCCCCUGGAAGGCUGUCUACUCAUUCAUAGCUGUAGUGGUUCUGGGCAUCUUGAUGGUGCUGAUCUACAUUACACAAGGAGAAAGAAUUAGAAUUAUCUUUGUUCCUGUUGUUCCCAACCCUGGCAAGAACUUGGAGGACCUCUUCAAAACCUGCAAUGGAAACGUUGAGGAGUGGCUGCACAUCUCCAAGGAGUUUAAGGAAGGUUUCCAGCCUAACUACUCUGAGCCUGCCUGUCUUGUGCGUGAGUGCCCCGCCUACUCGGAGGCUACUGGCUGGGUCUCUGUUCGGACCGACCAAUCAGAGCGUCCUUCGAUGGUGCCCUCUCUGUCAGUGUCACCCCCUGUUCCUGAAAAUGUACCGCCAGGCCUAGUUUAAAGGAUGUUCUCAGCUUUCCUCCAUCUGGCAACACAUUUUAUUACUUCUUAUGUUGCUCUCUUUGCCAGCUCCCGGUACAUGUAUGAUCCACUAGCUAAAGACUAUGGUGUGUAUUUUAACGCUGGGCAGAGUGACUUUGUUGACAUUUUGUGUUCAAAUGAUAUAAAACAAGCGUUUUCCUGUGCAAUGCCUUAUCCUCACCUGCACGCUUGCUCUUUUUUACAAACGUGUGUUCCUGUAUAUUACAGGCCUGCAGUGCAUAAAGACAUCAAACACCAUUUAGAAUAAUCACUGCAUGCUUUACUGAUAAAGUUUACUGGAAAUGUUCACUGGAAAUUUGCGAUGUUCGAUGCUCGUAAUUAUUUUUCACUGCAAUAAAUAUUUCCUUUCGAUUGUU
Molecule: messenger RNA, 1513 nt
Organism: Brienomyrus brachyistius
Lineage: Eukaryota; Metazoa; Chordata; Actinopteri; Osteoglossiformes; Mormyridae
Product: cytokine receptor common subunit gamma-like
Exons: 8
Coding region: 103-1116 (337 amino acids)
Biological process (GO): cytokine-mediated signaling pathway
Cellular component (GO): external side of plasma membrane; membrane
Molecular function (GO): protein binding; cytokine receptor activity
Source: RefSeq, a predicted model, not a curated record